CACGAGAGCUUAAAACAGAACACCGGACAAGGUGAAUAUCUAGUGGUGUUUUUGCAGUUGGUGCAACUUGUUCAACCGAAUGCAAAGAAGCUUCUACUGCCUUGAGCUAACUUAGCACAGAGUGCAUUGGCGAUUGCAGUUCCAAAUACGCACACCAGAUGAUAUAACAAAUAGUGAAACCGGCAAAACGCAAGCAUCCUUCACUUUAAUUGCACUGAAUUUAUUUCCAUUGAUGAUGCCAGCCGCUCAGUUCUGCAAAGACAAACUUCGGCGGUGUCCUUUGACUGGACUGGAGAGGAAAACCAGGGACAUUUUAGACAUGGUAGUGACACCAGAUCGUAUCCCUCAGUUUAUAAUUCCCUCUUUGGCAGUCCCUAACCAACAAAAUAACAGGAAGUCUCAGCGGGUGCCCGUAUCAUUAUGUUCCAGGCGAAGCAGCUUGGACCCUGCAACCAUGGCUGCUGUUUAUUCGGGAUGUCUGGAGGAAGACGUCUACAACGACUUUCCACCGACUGCAGAACUGAGUGACCUGUCAGAUCCAGUUACCAGGGCUGCCAUGUCUCUGCCCCACUUGAUUAAAGUCACGACGCCUUAUGGCUUUCUAACGUUAGGCGAAAGUCCUUCCAUUAAGAGGAAAGAGUCGUUGUUUUUUGAUGAUGAGGUCAGAAGAAAGGCUUUGCUUAUAAAGCAAAGAGAAUUUGAUGUGAAGGCAGGUUUUCUAGUACGAUGCCAUUCAGCUCCCUUGCGGGAGUGCACCAAGCGACUCAAUCCUGUCCCCACCAGUUCUGAAAAGGGUAGUCAAUGCAGGAAAACUGGUCGCCACUCUAUUUCUUGUGACUUAGGCAGCCUACUAACUGACAAGCUGGAUUUCCAGUUACCUUUGCAACAAAGACAGGAAGAGUCAGAAAACUCAAAAUGCAGCAAAAGUACAAAGAGGAGCAGAUUGCAAGGACUCAUCAAAAAACACUUGGCCGGCAUCGAAUGGCUCCGAUCCAGUUCCACAGUACAGAGAAGAAGUAGGACAGCAAAAGGCCAAUAAAUGAAAGGCUGAACUAAUAAACUGACUUUUGUUUACCUUUUGCUUUAUAUUCUUGUAUAACAUAGAAUUUCGUAUUAUAUUUUUGUAUUUUUUUUGCUAUUUUUACACGUUUGUUGCUCUUUGAAUUUUAAUACUAUUGGAUUUAAAGUUAGACAAAAGUCGUGUUUUAACAAAACACCCGAACAAUUGUUCUCGAGAUAUAAAGUGAAAUGUUAUUGUUGGUGGAUUUGCAUUAUUGAAGGGUAGCACGGAUUUCAGUAGAUGAAUUUAAUGGAAGUAUGAUUUGAUAUGAAAUUAAGUUAUCCUAGGGAUUAGCAUUGCUUCUAAAAUGAAGAAUGUUGUUUUUGUCAUAUUUAAUGUUAGCAAGUGUUGAGUGUAUAUAAUGAAAGCUAUGCUUAAAGCACCUUUGACCGCUUCACAGCUGGAGAACUGCUAGAAGGUGUAUUACUUCAGGUGAAUGGAAAGGUGUUCUGUUAGCUCUACCGAGAAGAUCAAACGUGUUUACACUACACUGCUCACAUUUGAGUAUUGUGAAAGGAAAGUCUGCACCCUUAUUGUUAACCAGUUUUACGUAUAUUUUAAAUUUUAUAGAAACUUAAAGUUUUACAAUUCUUUGGUUUUGAAAUGUUUGUUUUGUGACGUUUAACGGCUUACAGGAGUCACUGCCAAUCUUCAUUGGACCUUUGAGGACAAUGAUGGAUGCCCUUUAGGAAUGGUAAUGAAUGGGUGCCCAUUUAAACUAAGGUGUUGCAUCCAUGGCACCCAUAUAACUUAAUUAAGGGAGGGUUUAUCACAGACUAAGCCAUUCUUGAAUGUGAUACAGUUCUGUGUAAUGGUGCUAUCUGGUAAAAGCCAUCAACCAAAAAGUACAUAAACAUAUCUGCACUUUAUGAGAAAUAAUUAUGUUUAUUUUCAAUGUAGAAGUUAUAUUUAUAUUGAUGUUUUGCACUAAAAGAAGUAAAUAAAUAAAUAUACUAUUUCUGCUACAA
Messenger RNA from Protopterus annectens (West African lungfish), 2028 nucleotides. RefSeq lists its product as uncharacterized. NCBI's taxonomy places the organism in Eukaryota, Metazoa, Chordata, Ceratodontiformes, Protopteridae. The transcript has a single exon. The record is from RefSeq and is a predicted model, not a curated record. The coding region runs from base 233 to 1039 and encodes 268 amino acids.